This is a messenger RNA of Actinia tenebrosa (Australian red waratah sea anemone), 983 nucleotides long. RefSeq lists its product as uncharacterized. The record is from RefSeq and is a predicted model, not a curated record. NCBI's taxonomy places the organism in Eukaryota, Metazoa, Cnidaria, Anthozoa, Actiniaria, Actiniidae.
GGAAGGUAUAAAAAGGGAGCGAGAUGUUCAAAGUACUAGUGUUUCAAGCACUUCUUAGCCACCAGAAGAAAGAAGACGAAGAAUAAGACUAUACUGAUCUCGUUGACCAAGAUGUUCUUUAAAUCCAAUCCCGUUUUGGUGAUUUUCGUCAUUUUAUUUUUCAUCUUCAACAUUGUUCAUACAACCUCGCUGGAGAAUGAAGAUUACAUUGAAAACGAUCCAGCACUGAACACCGAACAAUCGAGUGAUGAAGGCGAGGACAAGAGAGCUAUCCGCAUUCGAUGCUACUGUUGGAUUGGCUGGGUUAAAAAGAAGAACACGAAGUACAUAAACUUCGGCUCUAUUCGUAAAUUCAAGCUGUUCGAAACGAAAAAGCAUAGCAAAUGUUCUGCUUCCUGCUCCAAGAAGUGUGCUCCUUACCUCAAACCAAAUUACUUCAACUACUUGUGUGGUAAGAUCGGCAAAAAAUACCACUACAAGGAGCACAAGGUGGGGUGCUUCAGCAGGGUUGGCAAAUUUGAUCUGCCCAACAAUCUAUGGGACUUUGACGGUUCUCCACACGGCCUCUGCUGCAAGAAAGUCAUGAAAUCCUGCACUUCGGUAUAUGGUACUGGAUUUUAUUACCACAGUGGCUUGAAGCUAUGUAUCAAAUAUCUUGCACCAGGUCCUAUUCCUGGCUUCUCGAAUGGCACUAAAAAGCCUCCACUCUGUUUUUAUUGGAACAAAUUGUACGCUUGCCAGCCUCCAAAAUAUUACACAAAAUCUGUGCCUUGCUGGUGAAGAAUGUUUUUUCUUGCACUCUUGAUAAGGUUUUAUUUGGCUUAAGCGAUAAUCCAUCUUCUUUUAACGACUGGGGGCUCAACUGCAUGUGAUAACAUCUGUGGAUGGUAAGAAUCAAGACUGACUGAAGUUAUGCAGUUUGUCUUGUAGUUAAGGAAAUCCAUCUAAAUCAUUUUUUAUCAAUAAACUAAGAUUAAAAGGUU